This is a messenger RNA of Phasianus colchicus (ring-necked pheasant), 2286 nucleotides long. Its product is annotated as leukotriene C4 synthase-like. NCBI's taxonomy places the organism in Eukaryota, Metazoa, Chordata, Aves, Galliformes, Phasianidae. Gene Ontology annotation, molecular function: glutathione peroxidase activity; glutathione transferase activity; leukotriene-C4 synthase activity. Gene Ontology annotation, biological process: leukotriene biosynthetic process. Gene Ontology annotation, cellular component: nuclear envelope; endoplasmic reticulum; membrane. The record is from RefSeq and is a predicted model, not a curated record.
AACUGCUGCAGUGGGGUUUUGAGAAGUUGAAGAUGGAAAACAGAAGUGAGAACUUGCAGCAUCCCGCUUGGGAUGAGCAGCAGGUCUGUUCAUUCCUUGUUGGUGCUGUGCAUAAAGCUGUGUGUGCAUCUGCACAGGGGGGGGAGAUGCAGUGGCUCAGCCCUUCCCUGCACCUUCUCUCCAUCAACAUUAGGGGAAAACUUCUCUUCUUUUUUCUCUCUGUCUCCCGUUUCACAUCUUUGAAGUCAGAGUUCUCUUUUAUUUUUCUCCUGUUGUUCCAGGCCGGUUUGUAAUUUCUUGAGCCAAUGUCUAUUUGGUUUUUGUGAUUAAGGAAAAGAAGCCAUUCAGGGCUAUGAAACACUGCUGCUCUUUACAUUUCAUGCUUAUAGUUCUGAUGUUACUGUGGUAUUUCUGAGCCAUCUCUCUCCCCUGUGCUGCCGCCCUUUUUGAAGGGAGAGCUUUUGGCUUGCAUGUUAGCGAGGAAAUGGUGGUACUGCAGAACUGUGACAGCACCAGAAAACCACAAGAAGUGACAGAGCUCAAAAGGUCUGCGCUAUGUAAGCUUACGUUUGUCAUGGGCUAAGCAUCCCAGUGCUCUUCUAAGGAUGCCACUAAAGCCUAUGAAGUCCUUCCCCUGAUCAAUUCUGCAUCUUGGAAUAGGAGCAGCAGAUCACGUCGUUAAUUUGUGAGUACUGACUAAUAUUUGCACAACCUUGUAUAGAACAUAGGUACUUCAGAAGUGAUUGAAGUGAGCAGUAAAGACAUCGUUGUUUUUCAAUAAUCAGCCUGAGUGCCAAACCUGUACAUGUCCAAGGAUCACUUUGAGUACACGCAGCCCGUGCUGCUGCUCUCCUGGCAGUGGGCAGCAGCCUGAGUUGGAAGGCUGAGGGGUGUGGGGAGAGUUAAUGCUUGGAGGAAACACGUGUUGUGCAGGGGAAUAGGGCUCUGCUGUGGGGUGUGCAGUGGUGGGAGGAGGGCUGGAGAGCUGCUCUUCUCAUUGUGCUUCGUUUGCACGUUGGUUCAUGGAAGGCAACAUGAGGAGCGAGGUAGACUUGCUGGCUGCUGUCACUGUUCUGGGAGUCCUGGAGCAAGCCUACUUUGCACUGCAGGUGAUCUACGCCCGGCGGAAGUACAGGAUCUCUCCCCCAGAGACGACGGGUCACCCCGACUUUGAGCGGAUCUUCAGGGCUCAGGCGAACUGCUCCGAGUACUUCCCCAUCUUCCUCUCUGUCCUCUGGGUUGCUGGGAUCUUCUUCCAUCAAGGUGUGGCUGCAGCCUGCGGUGUGCUGUACCUCCAUGCACGCUUCCGCUACUUCCGAGGCUACAUGCAGGCCGCGCAGGGACGGUUGGGGCCACUGUAUGCCAGCGCCCGGCUGCUAUGGCUGCUGCUGGGGCUGGCGGUGGCCGGGCUGCUGGCACACUUCCUGCUGCCCCCGUCCUGCCCGUGGAUGCUGAUGUGGCCCCUCAGGCUGCUCGGUGCCCACUGAGUGAGGCCACGGCUGCCCGGAGCGCUCAGCUCAGCCCCGGUGUGACGGUCAGCCUCCUGUCCCACCGCCCACCUCAUCCCUGCUGGAGCGUCACACGGCGGAGAUGCAAGAAAUAAAUGCCUGUUCUCAAUAGGUAUCAUCUCUCAUUGCCAAAGGGGAUGGGGGACAGAGGGUGAGAAUGUCACAGGCUGAUGGGUCCCAUAGGAAAAGCUGCUGUGAUCAAAGCUUGGAAGUGGGUAUGAGCUUGUGUGAGACCUUAUCCAAACUGAGAGGAGGGGGAGAGGGGGGGGUAAGCCUUACUGUGUCCAAAUGGUAAUACCUGUGCUCGUUUCUGUCUUUAAUCACAAAAUCAUUAAGGGUGGAAAAGGCCCCCUAAGAUCCCCAAGUCCAACCCCAGCCCACCUCCACCAUGCCCAUAACCAUGUCCUUCAGUGCCACAUCUCCAUGGUUCUCAAUUCCCCCAGAGACACUAACCUUCCCCCCCCUCCCCCCCACCUCCCUGGGCAGCUGUGACACUGCAUCACCACUCCAUCAGAGAAGAAACGCUUCCUAUUAUCCAACCUGAACCUCCCCUGGUGCAGUGAUGGUGCCUCAGCCCUUACCUCCCCCACCACGACUCUGUCCUUCCACAAUUCAUAUCUCAGCUUCUCCCACAACCCCAGGUGCUGCUGCAGCCAUUGUUGAGUGGAGAGCUCCUGCAAAUUCACAACACAUUUCCUAAGAACCAUUUCACAAUUGCACAUUGGAGGUGCAGGCACAUUCCUUGCUCCUAACUGAGCAAAGAGCAGAUGAAAGCUUU